Conger conger (European conger) is the source of this 3274-nucleotide messenger RNA. RefSeq lists its product as uncharacterized. Gene Ontology annotation, cellular component: cytoplasm. Bases 218 to 2341 code for a protein of 707 amino acids. The transcript is spliced from 20 exons. The record is from RefSeq and is a predicted model, not a curated record. Gene Ontology annotation, molecular function: calcium-dependent cysteine-type endopeptidase activity; calcium ion binding. Gene Ontology annotation, biological process: proteolysis. NCBI's taxonomy places the organism in Eukaryota, Metazoa, Chordata, Actinopteri, Anguilliformes, Congridae.
GACACGGCUCGAAAGAAAUGUAUUUUGUUUCAGGAAGUCAGGCAGCUGCCACAGAGUAUAACAAAGUUAACCAUUAAACGGUUUAAUAGAUUUAUGUACUACAUCUUCUUGUAGCUUUCGCGUUCGCCCGGCGUCCAGUGACUUACUGUGAGGAAAUUUAUGCAAAAUCGUCUGUAACAUUUGCACUAGAAAUUCAUUCGAAGGGCAAGCGGACUUCAUGCUUGUCACUAAGAAUAUUUCACUAAGAACGGCCAGUGAUACUUGCAGCUCCAAAAUGUGUGACGCUGCUACUGAACCGGCUGAAGAAGCAGUCUUGGUAGAACCAUCGGAACCAUCGGAUGAGCCGGUGGGAGGUUCUAUGUUUCAGAACAUGUCAUUAAAUAGGAAUGCAAAAAAAAUUAUAAAGGAUGAUGGUUUAUUUGUGGAUCAUGACUUUCCAAGAUGGGACAUGGAACAGCCCGGUCUGAAAUGGAAGCGACCCAAGGAAAUCUGUCCUUCUGCACAAUUCAUCGUGGAUGAAGCCACCCGCAUGGACAUGUGUCAGGGAGUACUGAAUGACUGCUGGCUCUUGUCUGCAUUGGCAUCACUCUCUCUACACCCCGACCUGCUGGAGCGUGUGGUGCCCAAGGGACAGAGCUUCCAGGAGGGAUACACUGGAUCCUUUGUCUUCCGGUUUUGGCAGUAUGGUGAAUGGCAGGAAGUGGAGAUCGACGACUUCCUGCCGACACAGAAUGGCGAGCUGGUGUACUUGCGUUCCUCCAGCAAGGAGGAGUUCUGGAGCCCCCUGCUGGAGAAGGCCUAUGCCAAGCUGAAGGGCGGGUACCAGGCGCUGAACAUGGGCUUUCCCCACGAGGCUAUGGUGGAUAUGACGGGCGGAGUGACGGAGGUGCUGACCAUCGCAGGGCUGCCCAGGGACCUGCUCAGCUUCCUGCAGCCGCUCUUUCGCAAGGGAACCCUCAUCAACUGCGGCAACUCUAAGGGCCCUCUUCAACAGAAGGAUGAGUUUGGAAUCAUGUUCCGACAUGCCUACUCGCUGACAGGGGUGCAGAAGGUUAGGACCAAGCACGGGCCCGUGGAGCUGGUGCGAGUGCACAACCCCUGGGGGAAGGUGGAGUGGGAGGGGCCCUGGAGUGACAUUAACGGCCAUGAGUGGAACCAGGUGAGUCAGGAGGAGCAGAGGCGAGUGAGCAGAGUGAAGAAGGAGGAUGGGGAGUUCUGGAUGUCAGUGCCUGACUUCCGUCAGCACUUUGAUGUCAUGGAGUUGUGUCACCUCCACGAUGAGACGCUGACCAAGCUGGACACCACCCAACGGCCCUGGCACUGCACAAUGCAUCAUGGGCGCUGGAUGCACUCCCGGACUGCGGGAGGUCCUCCCAGUGGAGGUUGGUUCUGGCGGAAUCCUCAGUUCUCUCUGAACCUGGUUAAGGCAGACAAUGACCCCAAUAAUGCUAACACGACUUGCACCUUCCUGGUGGCAUUGAUGCAGAAGCACAAAAGACGUACUGGAGGACAGAUGGCCAUGAAUGUGCACAUCUACCAGGCUCGCUCAGGCUGUUCAUUCCUCUCCUCUCUGGACCUGAGUCUCAUCCGGCCCGUGCUCAGCCUGCAAAAGUACAACCCCCGCAGGGAGGUGGUGCUCAACGGUCACCUAGCACCCGGAAAUUACAUCAUCAUCCCUUCAAUGGCACAGGCCAAUCAGGAGGGAGAGUUCAUCCUGCGCAUCUUAACAGAGCAGGGCAACACGGCUGUGCCUGCUGAUGAUUCAAACAUGGAUACAGACAUUCCCCCAGAGCUCACCCCUCCCAAAGAGCCGCUUCUCCCCUCUGCCGCAACCACCUCCAAGCUAUUUAAGAAACAUUGCAACAGUAAGAGGCACUGUCAACCUGCAGAGCUGCUCAACCUGCUUAAGGAGGCGAUUGGAGGAGUGAUGGCUGGCUAUGAGAAGACACUCUGCCUCGAGCACUGCAAGAGUUUUGUGGUCCUGAUGGAUAGUAAUGGAUCGGGACAGUUGGACUGGGAGGAGUUUCAGGAGCUGUGGAAGAGGAUCAGGACGUGGACGGAUAUCUUUGUAACGUUUGACGAGAAUAAUUCAAAGUCACUUGAUUACACCGAGAUUAAACCUGCUCUCAAGGCUGCCGGGCUGUGGGUGGAUGACUUUUUGAUUCAGCUGAUCAGCAUGCGGUACACGGAGCCAGACAAGACUGUCAGCUAUUCCGGAUUCCUCUAUCUGCUACUCAAACUGGACAGCAUGAUCUGCAAAUUUAACGCAUACGACAUGGUGGGAAUGGGAACUGUCUCACUCAACUAUAGGCAGUGGCUUCACUUGACGAUGUACAACUGAGCUGCUUCAAUUGGACUUGGUCUUUUUUUCCACUAGUUUCAGUUGAGAAUUUUGUUGUAUUAGAUUUUUUUGUGAUCAAAUGUUUUUUUAAUCAACAAAAAUUAUCAAACAGAACAUUCAACACCCCCCUGCCACCCCUUCCCCAGACAAUGGAAUCGAAAAACCAAAACAGUCAAAACCCAGUGAGACCAGGACAGGGAGUAUCCAUCUUUGUGCAUCUUUUUAGCUGUGGUGAGGCCAGCCAGCCAUACACAUUUUUGUGGUAGAGAUAAAUCAAACUUCGAAUUGUCAUUCAAAUGUAGUACUCUGGGACAAAACUGAAUAUUUCUGUUAACCAUAUUGGAUAAAGUUGCAGCCACGUGGCUCCAAGGACUGAUUUGCAGUGGAGCGAUCCCAAAACAUGAGCAUGAAGGUGCCCAAGGACCCAGGGACACAACUCAAAAAUCAGAGAAUGAGUGAGCUUAUGAGCUGAUGGUCAGGAUUAGCUAACAUAACUCAGAUCAGGGAUGUUGGGAUGUUCCUAAAUUUAUGAAACAAUGGUGAGAAAGAACUUGCAAUACUCCAUUUGGACGUUUUUAUACCAGCCGUGUCAAAAAAAACUUGAAUGGCCAUUUUCGAAAUGACAUAUUUCAUAAGAAAUGGCACCGUUGUAACAUAUUUGAUGACCGGAAACUUACUGAAAAAUAUAUUUUUAGCCUGUCCUGCUGUUUCAUAUGUAGUAGUAAGUUGGAGGCUUUGUGACGGUGUUCUGCUUUUUAGUGCACUUGUAUAGUUUGGCCUCUGGAGGGAGACCUUAAUAUGUUCUGUAGUCAUUUCAAGUACCGACAUCUUUAAAAUAUACUCCCUGCACGAUACAAACGCUUUCAGUGUUGAGCUAUGAUAAUUUCUUAGUUAAUUGAGUAUGAUCAUAAUAAUAAAAAAGUUUAUUCUCCA